Messenger RNA from Trichobilharzia szidati, 396 nucleotides. NCBI's taxonomy places the organism in Eukaryota, Metazoa, Platyhelminthes, Trematoda, Strigeidida, Schistosomatidae. The record is from the annotation of a GenBank genome assembly.
AUGUCUCUUGAGCAGAGUAUGUUCACUAAAGGUGAUGAUUGCAAUAAUGAUGCAACCAAUUCUGAUAAUGUACCUGCUGUCCACAUAGACGAUGUACAACGCAUGGAAGCUCGUCUUUUAAAGCUGUUAGAUGAAUUCAAUGCCAAAAAGUCUUCAUCGUUUGGUCCCAACUGUCCAUAUGAAAAGCUUGAUUCUAUUAGAGAGCAACAAGAAGAGCUUAUGCGAUUGCAUUUUGAGCAGGAUAAAAAGAUGAUGUCAAUCCUUGAGUCAGGCUCAACACUUGGUCGACGUCCUGUCAGAGCGCUUUUAACCGAGGAGGGUCGAAAAACUACGAAAACAAAUGUUGAUGCUCUAGUCACACGGCUGGAAUCGUUGAGUUAUGCAAUUUUGAAGUAA